This is a messenger RNA of Protopterus annectens (West African lungfish), 4567 nucleotides long. It is a transcript of the gene OTUD4, whose product is annotated as OTU deubiquitinase 4. The record is from RefSeq and is a predicted model, not a curated record. Gene Ontology annotation, biological process: negative regulation of toll-like receptor signaling pathway; protein deubiquitination; regulation of protein K48-linked deubiquitination. NCBI's taxonomy places the organism in Eukaryota, Metazoa, Chordata, Ceratodontiformes, Protopteridae. The transcript is spliced from 21 exons. Bases 433 to 3912 code for a protein of 1159 amino acids. Gene Ontology annotation, molecular function: K63-linked deubiquitinase activity; cysteine-type deubiquitinase activity.
UCUCUUGUCGUGUUGUCGCAUUCUAGUUGUGCCGGUGAGAAACAGAAAAAAAAAGUGUCGAAAAUGUUGUUGAGCAGUAGCUUAUAUUAUAUAUACGGUCUUUCGUAAAAGAAAUAUAGUAUCUUCUGCGGAUGCUGAAGUUUUUUAUUACACUGUUAACCACGUGCAAUAUAUUAGCAUAAAGGGCGUACUCGUUGUUUCAGACAGUACUGCAUAGCAGCUAAAAAGUAAAAGAUGCACGUUGAAAGAGAUUAUAUUUUUAGAAACGCAAGUUAAUACUUUGUAGCUUAAGUUUUUAGGUUGCUCGCUUUGUUUUCUUCGUAGCCAUUUCGGUGAAAUUAAUACAUUUUAAGUUUCGUUUUUGUUGUGGGCGCAGGAUGAGCCUGUCAUUCCCGGUUUGAGUUACUUUCUUGACGAUUUUGAUUUGUGUUUAUGUUGGAUAUAAACAUGGAAGGUGGAAAUCGGGAAGGGAAUAGUAAUGAAACCCACGUUAAUAGUGAUGUUGUCAUGGACAAAUUUUUAAAGUCGUUGGGUCUGUAUCGGAAACGAAUUGCUAAAGACGGGUCCUGCCUUUUUAGGGCUGUGGCUGAACAGGUACUUCAUUCUCAGAGUCGUCAUUAUGAAGUUAGAGAAGCCUGUGUAUCGUAUCUGAGAAGAAAUCGAGAUAUGUUUGAAGCGUUUAUAGAAGGCUCAUUUGAAGAGUAUUUGAAGCGACUAGAAAACCCUCAGGAAUGGGUUGGCCAGGUGGAAAUCAGUGCCCUGUCUCUCAUUUACAAACGUGAUUUUGUUAUUUACCAGGAGCCAAAUGGAUCGCCUUCUUGUGUGACUGAGAACAACUUUCCUGAUAAGGUGAUGUUAUGCUUUUCCAAUGGAAAUCACUAUGACAUUGUUUACCCAGAAGAAUUUAAAAAGUCUGCAGCAGUUUGCCAGUCUCUCCUUUAUGAAAUUUUAUAUGAAAAAGUGUUUGGAAGAGAUAUCAGUACAUUAAUGGAGGACUUGACAGCUAGUAGUGGGAUAACCAAUGGAGGCCUGGAAGAAAACCCCAGCGUUAGUGGCGACUCUGGUUCUGAUUCAGAUGAUGAUGUGGAAGGGAGUGAAGCUACAGGAACUGAUGACAACAGUGGCUAUAGGUCUCCAUCUUUUCAUCAAAACCCAAAGAGGGAUGUGAACACUGGCAACCUUGUUCAGUCUGCUGUGUCAAAAAAAGUUCUUCAGUCACUGAAUCCUACUAUUUACAGAAAUAUUGAAUAUGAAGUUUGGCUGAAGUCGAAGCAUGAACAACAAAAAUUGGACUAUACUAUUGCUGCUGGUAUGCAGUUUUCAGUUGGAGACAAAUGUAUGGUACGUUUGGAUAAUAGUGGGAGGCAAUAUAAUGCCCAUAUUCAGGAAGUUAAUCCAGAAAAUGGCCAAGUCAUGGUCUUUGUAGAAGAACUUGGAGAAAAGCAUUCUGUUUCUUUGAAGAAUUUAAAACCCCCAUCACAUUCAGGUUCUUCUGGUGGGUGGAACAGAGUAACUGGAAAGAAAGUUAAGAAAUCUGUUUCAACAAACUUUCAGAACUCGCAGUCUGAUUCUGAUUUUAAGAGCCAAAAGGGUCCAAAUAAGCCAUUAAGAAAUCCAACAACACUACCUCCACGUCUACAACAAACAAAUGUCAGACAGCCGCACUUUGCUGGACAGCCUACAGGGUCCCAUUCCCAGCAUUUACCUGAUAGCAAACCUCCUUACAAGAUGCCUCCACAGUCAGCAAGGAAAGCUGAACGCGAGAGAAGCCAAGAAUCUGACAGCAGCAGGCAAUGUAAUUACUUUGGUCUUUCUCCUGAGGAGCGCCGAGAGAAACAAGCUAUUGAAGAAUCCCGGGCACUAUUUGAGAUUCAGCAGAGGGAUGAACAAGCUUUUCCUGCCCUUUCUCCUCAGCUUGUGUGUCAAGCAGCUACUCAGACAAGUGACCUUUGCAUCCAGAAAAGUCCUCCCACCAUAAAUCAUGACAUGAAAUCUUCAAGAUCUUUUUCCGACCCAAGCAAGAUAAAGGAUUCUGAUUGUGAUCUCAUCUUUCCCAAGUCUGAGCAGAAGCAUGAAGCUAGCACAGUUGUGAAAUCAAAGUCAGAAGACACUUAUCCAAAACAUUCAUCUUCAGAACAACAGAAUUUGCAAUCCUCAGCUACUGCUGAGCAGACCGUGACUGAAAGUGGUUCUGCUGUUACUUCAUCAGUUGCAAAUUCAUCUGUUCCAUUACCUCUUUUGGUUUCAUCUGAAUCACAGCCUACUAAUGUAACAACGCCAGCAGUGCCUUCUGCACCAUCUUUAGUACAAAGUCGGCAGAGUGAGCCAGUACUCUGUAAACAAGCAGGUUUACAGCUACAGACUGGCCUUCCAGCAGCACAGUCAACACUGCUUGAGCCGCCUUCUCUGCCACAUGGUCAGAUAGCUGGCACCCCGAUCCCCCCUCAUUCUCUUCCUGUGCAUGCAGUUAACCAACCUUUGAUGCCUUUACCUCAAACCAUGAACAGUUUUGCAGAUCCUUUGUACCCUGGUUUUCCUUUAAAUGAAAAAGGAGAAUGUGUGAUAACACCACCAUAUUCCAUCUCUAAAACUGGGGAUGACCUUCCACAAGAUAAAGGCAUCCUUCGUUUCUUUUUCAAUCUUGGUAUAAAGGCCUACAGCUGCCCUAUGUGGGCACCACAUUCCUAUUUAUAUCCUCUACAUCAAACCUAUUUUAAUACUUGCAGAAUUUAUCCAAAAGUACCUGGUCCUACAUGCCAUCUAACUCCUUGGAUACAGGAUGCUGCAGCCACCCAGAGUGAAAAUGCUGUUGCACCAUUGCAGACGGAUAAUGACUGUUCCUAUCAUAAUGAUGUCAGACCUAAUGUUAACUGUGCACAAGUAGAAAACAGUUCACCUGUGUCAAUGAUUUCUCUUUCUCAAGGACCGUCAUACCCUGCAGAAAUUUCAGGUUCUGGUUUAGCGCACCAUAGCUGUUCAGCAUCUCCUUGUAUAGACAGCAGUGACAAAGCAGCGUGUAGAAACAUGUUUCCACAUGCAGUAUUUGGCCAUAAUGCAUUUUUCGGAGCACUGCCCAUAGCUCCUUCAUUUUUUCCUCCUGUUUGGUUUGGGUACCCCAUUCCACCUUUAAGUGAUAGUCAUGUAGUUCAGCAUAACUUAAGGAUGGCCCAAGAGAAACAUCUGGAAGAAAUUAAGGUAUGUCCUACUUCAGAGGAGCCUAAAUAUCAAAAGGAGGACUGUCCAGUUGUACCUGUUCGGAGCACAAUUCAGCAGCAUGAAAUGACCCAUACAGAAGAGGUUUUGGAGGCCAAGCUUUCCCCUGCAGCAUGUAUAUGUAAUGAAGCUGUUAGCAAGGAAGUGCCAGUUGGGGAGGUUGAAGCGGGCAUGUCAAAUGAAUCAUUGUCCUUUUCACAGACAGAGUCUAGGAUAACAGCUGCUCUGUCCUCUGUACAGCAGCACAAGAUGGAACUUAAGUCAGCUGAUGCAGCAUGUGUAGAUACUGAACCUCAAAGGUCUCUUACUAAAGUAGAUGUAAACUAUGUGCAAAGUUCAGAAGACUAUCAAGUCAGUAAACAGAAUAAUACACUGGACAGCAACAAGCAGAUGAUGGGAGAAACUACAGAAAGUGAAUAUGGGGCAGCAGAUAUGCAAAGGAACAGCAGGCCACAUUUAAGUGCUCCAUAUUAUGCUGGAAAGAAAUUUAAAGAUGGCUUUUGCCCCCCAACAAGAGGUGGAUAUUCAAGGAGUGAAGCUGGAAGGAGAGGAACAUAUCACAGAGAGUAUAAUCCAAAUUAUAGAGGCAGAGGUUUCAGAAAUGGUGGUAGAAGGAGAGCAGGGGAUAAUUACAACUACAGAGAUGACAGAAAUAGGGGCUCUCAUAGUGUUUCUCAGGUGCACACUCAGCCAAACUGAAGGCAUAACCCAUGAGGAAGUGUAUGUAAGCAAAUGGAAAGAGGAUUAAAAAUUGAGCACCAAGUGUUGCAAGAAUGUAUUCUAGUUGAAUUAGAUGGCAUAACGUUUAGGGUGCAGUGAUAAAAAUUGUAAUCUUUGCUUCUAAGGUGAGGGUUAUUUUUUUAUGAUCAAUGCAGAUGUUAAUACUAAAGUGUACUUUUACUAUGGAAUGCUGGUAGAGAUACUUAUUUGGAAAAAAAACAGUCACAUUGACUGAGUAAUCCAUGUACAUAAAUUUGAGACUAUGGUAGUAGCAGCUUAGUUGCCUACUUUGCCCACUUUGCAAUAUUAAUCUGUUUUCCAUUCAGUCUUGUAAUUUUGUAUAGCAUGUAUAUGUGUAUGUACAUAUAUGUAUAUAUAUGUGUGUGUGUGUGUGUGUGUGUGUGUGUGUGCGCAUUUUGUUUCUGUAUGCAUAUUUUUGUUACAUACUGUUUUAAAUGAGAUUUGCUGACUUUAUUUUCAACAAAAAACUGUGACUUGUCCAAGCCACUGCUGAGUUCUUGUAGAUUGUAGCCAGUGAAACGACAUAAAUAGUUAGUGCUUUCUAGAAUGAUUGUGUGUUUUACUGAGCAGACCAAGGCUGGAUUAAUAAACCAAAGGAGAAACAUGAAUUUAA